CACAGUGUAUAAUCAAUGAAAUCAAUGAAAAAGUUGAUCCGGACAAUCGGUUAAUUGACAAGUUUGUUCUCAUAUGAUCACAAAAUAAGCACAUUUUUUAGAAAUGAGAAUAGAGAAAUCUGGUCAUAUCCAAAAGUUCCAAGUUGUCCAAUAAAAUCAAGACUAUUAAGACUAUCAAUUAAGACUACACUUUAAAAACUGUUUAAAAAAAAAGGUGCAUUGUCCAGAUGCAUAAGAGGAACUGAUUUUAAAAACAUGCUGACAAUGCACACCUCUUCUCGUGAGGCCCUGCCAGGUAGACAUCAUGGAAAGUGUGAUGCAAUCUCUUCACAAAGAAAAUGGUAAAGCUUCUUGGAAAAUGAUCAAUGAUGGAUAUGCAUAAAGAAAACAUGUACACAGAGGCACACACUUAUGGGCAAUAAGAAGAUACAUUUUAGUAUUUUGGACCAGCUGUUUUCCCUUGCUUUGAGUCUUUAUGAUUAGCUAAGAUAAUCGCUUGCUGCAGGCCAUUGCUCCAUAUUUACCCUACAGACAUGAACAAGAAAGCAAUUUAAGUUAAAAUAUAUCCGAUCAAAUUUAUCAGCAGGAUGUUGUGCUGUAUGAUUCAUAGAUGUACUGUACAUGAGCACUUUGUCAUAUGGCAUGUCUACUGGUUGACGAUAGGCUAAGGCAGACACCAUCCCUACAGGGAACAAAGACUUUUCAAUAUUUCAUCCCUCUGAUAUUCCUGUUUGCAGCUUUCUUGUGUGUGAAGGCCUGUCCUCCUGUAUUAUUUAUUGGAACACACUCCGUGCAUGGGAAGGGAUAUGAAGCCAUGCAUCCAUGCACCCCUGUAACAUUUCAUAAAGGAAUCAUGUAGGCAGAUGUUGUUACUUUUGGACAGGCUGGCUGUUUCCCCGGUGUCCAGCAUUUAUGCUGCGAGCAUUCCUUCUUCUUUAAUGAGAACAACUCGUGUUUUCCAGCUGAAAAUAUCUGCAGCUUUGAAUGCGAAGCUCACUGAACUUGGGGGUGGGGGAGAAAGGAAUAUUAGUGUGAUUUCAAUCGGCAGAGCGUCCCGUGACACGCGCUGUGAGCAGUUGUAGUUUAUAAGAUAUGGGGAGGGGGCGUGUGUGAAGAGUCACUGUUUAUGGACGCCCAGAUGGAGGAGAAAUCAGUUUCACCAGCUGUACUACAGAUCAGAGGGACACAUGCUGGGUCAUCCCACUUCUGCCAUGUGAUUUCCAUUACAGCAACUUGGGGAAGAGUUGACUGAAAGGCUUAGGGUAAAAGUUUUUUAUCUUUUUUAAAUGUAUAUAUUUGAAUGCAAGAAUUUUUUUUGUGAAAAGUACGAUUUCUUUAUGUAGGAGUCUGUAUUCUUGUGAAAUCACUGUAAUUGAUAUAUAGCCAACUAAGUUAGUGUAUGGGACACAAAAGUAACUUCAUUAAAUACUUCAACUCGUGGUUGGCAAUGAAGUCAUUCGUACCAAGUGCAGCAAGCAAAAAUACAUGAAGAAGCAAGGAAAAGACAACACCGCUUCCAGCAUCCCCCUCUCUUCCCCACCAGGGAAUAGUGGCGUGCAGGUCUACCAUGACUACCAGAGUGUGGCUUUUAAGAUGCAUUCUGGGAAUGGUCAUGCUAUAGAAAAUCUCUCUCACGCCAGGAGAGACCGGCUCACCAGCCGAGAUGGUACAGGCAAGAUGUCCUCCAUUCCAGACAUCACCUCUAACAGCCAGGACCAGAGGUACAGCAUGAAAGACGAGAGUGUUCAGAGGAACUCCACAUGGAUGAUGGAUUCGAGCAGCCAAGCAUAUUCAGGGCCAGAGGAUAACUCCACAGACCCACAUGAGACCCUGACAGAGACUUCAACUCUGACCUUUGUGGAUGUUCACAACCUAGAGGAUUCAGCGGAGAACUACAGCCUCCACGGGCUGGGGAUGGUUUACCUCAAGGAGUUUGUGCUGAUCGAUGAUGACGACGAUGGAGACAUGUCGCUAAGAGAGAAAACAGUGACAGAUUUGUCCGUCAUGGAUGGAAAAGCUGCUGACCUGGUGUGUGGGAGGCUGUUGUCCACCUCCAGUGGCUCAGUGUCAGAGUGUAAGGAAGAAUGUGCGGCUCAUGAAGUGCCGCCACCUGAGGAAGUUGAGACUGCACAUGAAAAGAAACGCUGCUGUUUCUGCACUGUUUUAUGAACCAGCACAACUCUGCAGGAGUUUGUGUGAAGCUGUUCUCGACACUACAUACUGGUUUUGUACAUUUGUUCCUGUUGAUUUGCAGAGCACAUUUAUAGGUAUGCUAACAUACCAUUGCGUGAUUUCAUUUAUUGACUCAAUAUUUCGAGCACUCAUUUUGCAAUGCCUUUAUUCAACAUUAAAACAGCAAACAUAUUUUUGUUUGUCUCAAAUGUCAGCCACCAAUGUUUUUGUUUAACUGAUUAUGAAAUAUAUGCCGAGACCCAUAAACGUUUGAUUCACAGUGAAAUAAUGUGAUGAUUUGGGUUUAGAUAAUCAUUUUCAAGUUCAUCUCUGAAGUUUAGAAUACAGUUUUUAUACAAAAGAUAUGCAUGUUCCUAUCAUAUUUUAUCUGAAUUACAGAUUUUGUGAUAACUA
Cyclopterus lumpus (lumpfish) is the source of this 2586-nucleotide messenger RNA. RefSeq names its product paralemmin-2. The record is from RefSeq and is a predicted model, not a curated record. Gene Ontology annotation, biological process: regulation of cell shape. The transcript is spliced from 2 exons. Gene Ontology annotation, cellular component: membrane. Bases 1486 to 2169 code for a protein of 227 amino acids. NCBI's taxonomy places the organism in Eukaryota, Metazoa, Chordata, Actinopteri, Perciformes, Cyclopteridae.